Messenger RNA from Bombus terrestris (buff-tailed bumblebee), 7620 nucleotides. It is a transcript of the gene numb, whose product is annotated as protein numb. The transcript has 10 exons. Lineage: Eukaryota; Metazoa; Arthropoda; Insecta; Hymenoptera; Apidae. Bases 844 to 2850 code for a protein of 668 amino acids. The record is from RefSeq and is a predicted model, not a curated record.
GAUCGUUGCUAAUAGCGCGGCAGUGUAACGAGUUCGAUCGAAAACAACGCGUUAUGUUUCGAUCGUGCAAGGUAAUUUAAUAGCGUUGUUAUUCGUGGCUCUUAUCGUGAUUCUCUCUCAACGUCUUCUUCGAGUCUUGGGUGUUGAGAUCAUUCGAUACGUACAUUUGCCAUCUCGAAGCGGUACGUGGCACGAACAAAACGUACAAACGGCGAUAAACUCGAACGUUGAGAAUUCAAAGCACGUCAAGGGCCUCGCGCGAUUCACGCAUAAAUCUGGCAGAUAGAGCGUACGUUAGCUCGCCUCGUCGAGUCAAACAGAAAAGGCAAGGCCACGUCAGUCGCAAAAUUCUCGAAAAUUCCGGUACACGCCAAGCGAAAAUUCUCUUCUAUUAUUAAUGAUAAUGGAACGUCGAAUUCAUACAUAUUUGAACGAUUCUUCGACUUCGUUGAAUCAUAGGUGACUUGACUCUAGUUCUCAUGCGGUGUGUCUCAUGCGGUAAGUGCCAUUAAUGGCCUAUAUCGAGUGCGCGUGGACGAGAUCGUCGAUAUCGUGAUAGUGUCGCGAGUUUGGCGAAAGAAGGUAAAGGUCGCGUCGAAGAAAAUAGCGACGGUGCGGAAAAAAGUGUUGGAAGGAGAAAUUAAUCGACGAGAAUAAACGACGAUCGUGAAAAACGUCCGUGGACAUAAAGGAAAAGAAGCAAAGUGCACGGACGUUCGAUGAUAUCGUCACUGUGCAUGGUGCACGGAGGGAAACAACCAACGACGAGGCACGGGACGUUGUGUUUGGAUACUUGACGCGGUCGCUACUGCGCGUUGUGAAAACAUCGAGACCAAAGGAGAAAUGGGAAACCACCCGUCCGCCCACCAGCCGCUCGAGAGAGCUACCAGCCAUGCUGGAAAUGGUCUUCGCCUCUCGAAACGCGAGAGGUCACCGGGAAAAAGAAUGGACCGACUUCGACGAAGUUUCCGCGAUAGCUUUCGGCGGCGAAAAGAUCCCCACGUGCCGGAAUCGAGUAAACCUCAUCAAUGGCAGGCAGACGAAACGGCUGUCCGUUCAGCUACCUGCGCUUUCCACGUUAAGUACCUGGGAUGUGUGGAGGUGUUCGAGUCAAGGGGUAUGCAAGUAUGCGAGGAAGCUCUAAAAGUACUUAGGAAUUCGAGGCGGCGACCGGUACGCGCAGUGCUACACGUAUCAGGGGACGGUUUGCGGGUCGUUGAAGAUGAGACAAAGGGACUGAUCGUCGACCAGACGAUAGAGAAAGUUUCCUUUUGUGCUCCGGAUCGAAAUCACGAGAAGGGAUUCAGCUACAUUUGUAGAGACGGCACGACCAGACGCUGGAUGUGCCACGGGUUUCUGGCGUUGAAAGAGUCGGGAGAGCGUUUGAGUCAUGCAGUGGGUUGCGCUUUUGCCGCGUGCCUGGAAAGAAAGCAACGGAGGGACAAGGAAUGCGGCGUCACGAUGACGUUCGAUUCAAAAACUUCAACCUUCACGAGGAGUGGCAGUUUCAGGCAGCCAUCCCUAACCGAACGAUUGCAGGACUCGCGCGAGCGCGCCGUAGAUGUACCUCCCAUAAAACAAGUCUACAACCCUUUCGCGAUCGAGAGACCGCACGCUACUCCCUCGAUGCUCGAACGACAAGGUUCCUUCCGUGGUUUUACUCAACUGAACCAAGCAUCGCCAUUCAAAAGACAGCUUAGUUUACGGAUCAACGAUCUUCCUAGUAAUCUUGAGCGCACACGUAGCCACAGUCUGGAACCGACGGAUUUGUCACGGAUGCCAUCUGCUAUCUCUCACAUUGUACCUUUGAAGCCACCAGAAUUCGAAGGAUAUGACGAAGUUAGUCCAAUACCUGAAAUAUCGCCUGCGGGCCAGGACAGCGUUUCAGCGAUGUGUCAGCAACUUUCACAAGGGCUUUCGCUUCUCUCGAGCAGCGAUGACUUUGGACCAAUCCCUACGCAGAGCUGUACAAGCACUGUUGCUAAGCAGCUCUUCACUAGCACUACGAUUAAUAAUACUCCAUUAGUGACGAGCAGUAACUCCUUAGACGAAUUGAAGCUGCAAAACGGUCCGAGUCUGAACAACAACAACAACAACAAUAACGACAAAAACGACGAUCUCAGUAAUCUGAACCAUGUUGGACCCAGCUGGCAGGAAGCUCCAUCGCCUGUUUUGGCUUCGAAUCACAGGCUUACACCCAUCCUGAACAAAACCAAUAAUCUCAGUCCUAUCCUUCCAAGAACCAACGCGCCCACGCCGAUAAUUAUGAGCACUCCCGCACCUACCACCACCGUUGGUGUCUUUGGAACACCACCCUCGGCCAGUCCAGCUUUUAGUACGGCGUCUACGUCAUCCUUGGCGAACGCGUCCACGCCAGCUGUGAAUAGAUCCCCGAAUCCUGUGACUUCAGUGAUGAUUUCGAAGACGAACUCACCGACUACCAGCGUGGCGUCCGUAUCUCCGGCUUUGUCUGGCAGUAUUAUUAACGAUACUAGCCAGAUUAGCCAAACCUCAGUACCUAAUACUAUUUCCACAUCAGCGGUCCAAUCUGUUUCAACGACAGCCGCGUUGCCAAAACCAGAGCAAUGGUUAGGCAGUAUAACCAGCUCGGUGCCACCCUCAGUGCAAUCUCCUUCUCAAGGGCAAACGAGUCCUCGACGAGCGCCACCGCUGCACGCGAGAGCCCUGUCGCUCGGUUCGGCCGCGAUGGGACAGGCCACCAGGUCCGGUCCUUCGGAUCCGUUUGACGCGGAAUGGGCUGAGAUCGCGGCGAGAAACCUGCGACAAUCGAGCACGACGAACCCCUUCAUAAUGCCAAACGCGACUCAAGCGUUCCAGGUGCAAUUGUAGCGCCAGGAGUUCAUCAAUAGCGUGGUCAAAUACUUCCGCUCUAACACAUAGUGACGACUCCACGUCCGUUCGCGCUUCGACCUCUCGCACGACCGGAAGUAUUACACGUGAAACGCGUCAAACGUCGAUGAAACCGCGAAGUUUUCUCGAACGGAUUUUCCGGUCGGGCGACACGGUCCGAGCAUCGUGCGAUGUAACGAGAAAGCUCGAGGAAUCUAGGAGGAGCGGGGGACAGAAAAUAUACGUAUCGAUCUCGAAAAGAUGUGUUUAGUAGCAAUGACGAUAAACAGCAAAUCAGCACAAAACACGUACCCGUAAAAAAAAAAACGAUGUUUUUUAGACAUUAGUAGAUUACGCACACAUAGCCUCGAUAACCUCGAAUUUGGAUACGAAAGAGAAGAGACAGGGAAAGGGGGUAAAUUAAAAUUGCGUCUUUUGGGACCACGCGUUCAAUCGCGUUGGUGAAGUGAACGUGGAUUUAUUUAAAUAAAAGAUUCGGGUCGAUCGAUCGACCUGGAUCGCACGAUACUGUUUUUAGAUGUCAUCGCACCUUAUUCGUGAAGGAAGCUAGAUUAUGUCGCUGGUAUCGAUAACUUAAAUGUCUAUCACGAAAGUACUUAAUAAAACGAGGUGUACAAUAAUCUUGAGUAGUUUAGACUGAAUACGGUUACCGUCGUUAUGCAUGAUGAAGCGAAAUUUCCACGCACCCAAGAUUAUGCUGCACCAAUCUGAUGUUUCGUCGAAAAUAACAGUAAAAGAGAAAAAAGAAAAAAAUAAAAAAACAUAUAUAACGUAAAAGUUACGAGAAAUAUAACGUGAAAACACGAUGCUAGUAGCUUACAGUUAGUCCGACCGCGGGUCCACGCGACGAACGUGACUCGACAGAAAAGUCAUUUUUCUUUUCGAACGGUCGAUGGCCGCGAAUGAAAAAUUCUGUCGAACUUACCCAGCUCGAAAUAUCAGGAAUUGACACGUUUUCUUAAUUACGAGCAAGGAAAGUUUUAGAUAGGAGAAUAAGUAGAGAUAAAGACAGAGAAGAGAUGUAUCGACGUAUACCGCUCCUGGUGAUCGAUUUAGGGCCAGUCAGGAUUUUCGGUAGAUUUCAUUUCUCGAAUAACAUCGAUAGACACGAGCGUGCGUAUUUAUUAAUUACUAAGAUGUCGUACUCGAUUUGGCCGGGCUUUGAAUAUUUUUGAAGUCUGUGACGGAUUUGGCCUCGAGACACGAUGCAGCAAGGAAUGAAUCGAUAUAUACAUACAUCGUCUACGUAUUUGGUAAUAAUUCAGGCAGCCAAGGACAAUUUUCGAUUCGCGAUAUGGCGUUGCGGUCAAGUAAAAAUAAAGUUUCUGUACGUGGCCCUACGUAAUCCGAUAACCAGGCGUUGUAAAACGACUGACGCGACUGAGUAGCAAAAUGACGGACUGUGAUAUACACGGAGGUGUGGCCAGUACUUAAAGACGAGGAUGGGGUCGAGCGGUUGUCGUAAAUUUUGCUCGAUGAAUUGCGAAUUUCCCGCCUGGAACGUAAGCGAGCGUUUACGAGCUUGGGUAGCGCAGAGUCUAUCGUUCUCUAGCCGGCAGAAUUAACUAGACGAGUCCUAAACACACGCAUAUACAACUUAGUGUACUUAAGAGAAAAGAUUAGAUGUUAAAAAAUUUCUAGAGUCAGUACUUACGUUCCACGCUAUCGUUGUCUAAUAUCGUACGUACGAGCGGGUCGAAGCAUUCCAAUGAUCGUGUUAAAAUUAAAAGCUUAAUACAGACAAGCGUUGCAACAUCGUUGUGAUUUUGUGUAACUGUGACGCAAGAAAGGAUCGUAAGUUUCACGGAUAUUCAAAAGAAUGAUUAAAAGGAAAUUUAGUCAAUGAUAUUCUACGAAAUCGCGUACUGUCGCUGCUACAGAAUCACGACGACGAUGCAUAGUUUGUCCGCGUAAGUCACUACAGACAUUGUUGCAAAUAUCCCGGGGUAAGUGAAAGUUCUGCCAGAUACAAAGUUGCAACAUCUUCUAGCAUGUGUUAUACGAUAACGAUAAACGUAAAACGUUUGCAUAGAAUGUCUGUAAGUGACGCCGUUAGAUGACGAUUCACGCAACUAGAACACGAAAGGUGCUUCCGUUUGAAACAAAAUGAAAAGAAACAGCACAGAGAAAAAUUAGAGUGACAUAAAAGAACAAGAGCUAAAAUAUUCACGAAAGUCGUUUCACGAGCCAACACGAGAGCAACGAUAUACGGAUAUACGGAGUCGCGUUCCAACGUGAAUUUAUAAUAAGUAUAUAAUACUACGGAUUGUUAUAUAGUUAUGUCGGUUGUUGAACAAUUACGGAGACACGUGAACGCUCUCCACAUCCUAUAUAAAGAUAAACACGGGGUUACUAUCGCGUCUUGAAGCUUGUCUCCAUUGCAGUUUACGUUCCAACUUUUCGUUCCUCCAAGUGUAUUGAUCCACGAUGAUUCAAUCCCUUGCCAUGUACGCAAUAAGGACUAUAACUGUGUUCGUUGCUUCUAACGAAAGUUCUAGGGAUACUAAUUCCUGAGAAUUAGUCUGACAAAAGCUUAAGUAGUAACGUUCGGAGGGAGGAUAAGGUAAGAGAAUGGCAGAUAACGAGAUUCGUAAAAUACAUUCGAGUUGCAAUUUACGAGGCUUGCUGCUUAUAGAGCGAGAUCUUUUACUCGUGUAAAACAUGCGACGAUAGUUACUUACUAUUCGAUGGAAAUACGUACGUCGAAAUAUAAUCGUGAGAAUCUUAAAUAUCUGUGUAUAAGACAAAUACGACGAAUUGUUCUUGAAAUUUUCCUCGGUCGUAAAGAUUCGACGGCACGAUAUUACAAAAACCAUACACCAAACGUAACAUCAUGGCGAGGGAUUUGCAUCGAACAGGGGUAAAACGAGGUGGGCCAAUAACUAGAAUGAUCUCUCGUGGUUGACGAGAAAGAGGGUACGUGUUCGAUCGUCGUUUCGACGAAUCGUGUGUGUGCAUUGUACAUAAAUAGUAGUUAUUUAAAAGAGAAGAGAGUGAUAAUAAGAGAAACGGAGAGGGCGAGGGAGAGGAAGUAAAAUUGAACAGGCGAAGAGAGAAAAAGGAGAAACUGAGUGAGUGAAAGUAUGUGUGUAGUAAGAAUACGAGAAGUAAAUGUUCACCGAGCCGGCGAUGAUCCUAACGCAAAUAGAAACAACGUUCUUCGUUGCCGAAGUUUCGUUCAGUUACGAUUGUAAGUUAUCCUUGUAAAUAGUUCGGUAGCGUUUCUCAGCACAAAUCGCGUUGCUUCUACAGUUUAGGAAUACUUUGUAUUUAAUGACGUCAAAAUAUGGUCUGUUCGGAAUGAAUUAUACGCUAAAAACUAUUUUUUCUUUUUUUUUUUCUUUCUCUUUUUUUCCGCUUAUCAUUCAACGUCGUAAGCUAUCGACAUUGUUAUCGUUCUAACGGGUGUUUAAUUUCGCCACGGUCUUCGAAUUUAAAGAUUAGCGCCGAUUGAAAUAUAAAAUAAAGACCCAAGCGGGGACGCAAAGACGUUAGAUUUGAAAUUUUCAGUUUCAUCAGUGGCUAAACGAAACGAUGGCUGUUAUUUUCGUUCGCUCGAGAGAUCGACCGAUUCUGAACAGACUGUACCGCGACACGAUGAAACGGAACACGUAAUCGACGCUCGUCAUAUGGGGAAAUCCAGCCCGAUAUCGUUCUCGAUCGUUUGACGAGGUCUCAGUUUGAUCUUUUGAGCCACCUUCUGUCCGUCCGGUAAAUCAAAAGCAACAAAAGUAAAAAACGAACGAGUAUCGACGCAAAGGAGGAAGAUAAAGAAUAGAACGGAAGGAUAUGAAAUAAAAUAGAAAGAAGAAAGGAGAGGAACGAUUAUCGAGUCGGCAUAAGCGCGAUCCGAUCGCCAGGUACUUAUCGCGAAACUCGUAUAGAAGACACGCGUGGAAGAGAAAAGGAACGCUGAUUGAUCCAUGUACUUAAAUAUUAUACAAAUACAACUUGUUCUUCUUUUGUUUUCAUAUUUCUUUUCGUCGUUUUUCAUUUGGAGAUGAACUUGGUAAACCGUCGUUCGAAUUAGUCGAGUUACCCGAAUCCGAAUAAUUCGACUAAUCCGAACGAAGGCUCGAUCGAUGAACCGAUGUCAAGGACAUCGCGAAUGUUUGUUUCCGUCGACGUAGCUGCGGAUUUUUGAAGUUACUUCGAAGAACGAGCUACGGGGAAUCGCUUAUACAAUAUCGAUUCGUAAUAUAAUAUCGUCGCCUUAAGUACUUAUUAUUUUCUCUUCUCCUCUGUUUUUUUAUGUUUUCUUUUGCCCUCUAUAUCGACGUACGCUGAUCAUUCGGACUCGUUCGGAUUUUCGAUCUUUCUUUUACUUUGAAACGAGUAAAAACGAAAUAAAUUAAUUCAUUAUAACGUGGAAAGCAAGGACUGAAGCGUCGUCAGGUUCCUGCGUGUCGUUCUCUCCGAUCGAGACUAGCGAAUUUGUGAUUGGUUAAAUCGUCGAAUGCGAGGGCAGCGAAACACUGGGAUAAGGAAAAAAGAAAUAAAAAAGGAAAUAAUAUACGAACAGGUGCACUGCGUGCCAAAUUUGAGGAAAGUGGAAUCGCGAUGUCUGUAAAUUCUUUCGACAGGGCAUCGUACACGCUUCCGUGGUUGUGUUGUACAUAGUGUCGCCGAUCGAUUCCUGGAUCAAUGUACGACUGCGUGUAUAUUUCGUGAAAGUAUCCUUGUUCGUUUUACAAUGUAUCUGCCUCUGUAAAGAUAUGAUUUAUUAUAAUAUCUGUUGUGAUUACCAAA